Molecule: messenger RNA, 1567 nt
Organism: Hydractinia symbiolongicarpus
Lineage: Eukaryota; Metazoa; Cnidaria; Hydrozoa; Anthoathecata; Hydractiniidae
Product: golgin subfamily A member 7-like
Exons: 1
Coding region: 233-628 (131 amino acids)
Biological process (GO): peptidyl-L-cysteine S-palmitoylation; protein targeting to membrane
Cellular component (GO): palmitoyltransferase complex
Source: RefSeq, a predicted model, not a curated record
CCUCAACUAUAUACGAAAACAUCAGAGAAAAACAAGAGCAAAACGCAAACCUUUCGAUUUUUAUAUUUCAUGUAUACCUAGCUCUAUACAUAGUUAGUUUCAUUACCAAAGUUACUGCUAAGGAUAAAUCAACUGGUAAUAUAUUUCAAUUUAGACACCAUUGUUGAAAGCAGAGUGUUCUGUCAAAAGGAUUUGUAGCUAAUUGAGGGAAGUCUCCAAACAAAACAAAAGAAUGAGUGCUCCAGUGCCACAAAAAGUGUAUGUUCAAAGAGAUUAUUCGGAGGGUACAGCUGUACAAUUUCAAAAGAAGUUUCCUUUGGAACUCGAGGGCAAAAUAUCUCGUCCCUUAUUUGAACAAACAAUUACAAAUGUAAAUAAAAUUUUCCUUGAAGCAGAAAGAUCAGAUGCAGCAUCAUUAUUUCAAGGAUUUUGUGCUUGUUUAACUGGAUUUCUUAUAUACUUAUGUUUUGAUACCCAGUAUGAAAAAAGCAUGAAGAAGCUAGCACAGUAUGUGCAUGAACAAAAUGAUAAUAUUUAUGGACCCAGAGGUUUAAUUCUAACAUCUCCAAUGGAGAGAGGUCUUAGAGUCAUCGAAUUUGUUAUUACAUCAAGAAAUAUUGUAAAAUAAAACAACGAUCAAGUUUUUUUAUGGGAAAUGUCUGUUUCUGAACUUGCAUGAAGAAUGUCUAAUGAGAGUUUGUGUGUUUUAAAGCUCAUUUUUUUAUAACCCAGCUAAAAAUGUUCUGUGGUAUAAUAAAAAUUCUAACCUCCAAGGCUCACCAUUCUUGAAACACUUAUAUGCUAAUUCCGCUUUUCAAAAAGUGUCACAAUGGUAUACAAAAUCCAAAUCUGUUGUUUUUAUUCAAUUCCCCACCAACAUUCAUCGGACAAAUUUUGUAGCAAGUCAAGAUUUCUUUCCUAAUGAAAUGUUGUAUUGUAUAUAUGUGUUAUGAGCGUCUGUUACAUCUGCAGUUUAUCCAUAAAGCAAUAUUGACGCAAGCUAAACUUUACUUACUUUAGAUAUCAUAUGGGUAGUCUUUUUCAAGUGACAUUACUUGGAUUAAUGUGCAAUUUGUUGUUUUAUUUUUUUGUUUGAUUUUUUCACGUCAGUAAAUGCCGAUUGUCUAGUGCCAAUGUGAAUUAGAAAGACUGACUGCUACAAUAGCCAUUGUUUUUUAUGGAAUUCAAAUUUACCUAUGUCUCACCAAUUAUAUGCUAUCAAUUUUCUCAAUUUUCUAAUGUCAUUUUGUGUCACGAGUCUUCUUUAUGUAUUUUUUUAAUUAUAUUUUGUAUUAUACGAUAGUGCUUGAUGUUUUCAAAAUUAAAAAAAUGUUGAUAUAUCAACACUAUGUAUGAAUGUGUUUCUACACAACAUAUGGGUCAGUAUUAAAAUUAUUCUUUGGAAAAUUAUAUAGUUUUAUUCAGUUUUCUAGCUAAACUAAUUGUGGUAUAUAGUUGUUAUUGCAUAAGCUGUAUAGGAAGGAAAGCAUGGGUCCAUUUAUAUUUUUAAUAAAUUUGUUUGUCUAUUAUUAUGAUGUUUUACUUUAAUAAAAUAUUUUUAUUCAUA